AUGUGCCGAAAGUCUGCGUCCAGCCUGCAAAAUACACCGAUCUCGCCUCCACAGCAAACCACUCCAGGCGACAACCUAGACGUGGUGGCUUGCACCAAGCUCGGCGAUCCCCCGGAAGAACCACGGGCCACUGACGACAGCAAAUGUGUGCUCGCCACCACCAAGCGAAGUCAUCGUCGCUACAAUUAUAACUGUGGUGUUCGGUACCGACACUUUUGGGUUACAGAAUAG
This is a messenger RNA of Suhomyces tanzawaensis NRRL Y-17324, 231 nucleotides long. RefSeq lists its product as uncharacterized. The coding region runs from base 1 to 231 and encodes 76 amino acids. The transcript has a single exon. NCBI's taxonomy places the organism in Eukaryota, Fungi, Ascomycota, Pichiomycetes, Serinales, Debaryomycetaceae. The record is from RefSeq and is a predicted model, not a curated record.